Messenger RNA from Penicillium alfredii, 1140 nucleotides. Its product is annotated as CaiB/BaiF CoA transferase family protein. Bases 1 to 1140 code for a protein of 379 amino acids. NCBI's taxonomy places the organism in Eukaryota, Fungi, Ascomycota, Eurotiomycetes, Eurotiales, Aspergillaceae. The record is from RefSeq and is a predicted model, not a curated record. The transcript is spliced from 2 exons. Gene Ontology annotation, molecular function: catalytic activity.
AUGGCUGCUCCUCCCUUAAAAGGCACCCGAGUCAUUGAGCUGGCAGGCCUAGCGCCAGGCCCAUUUGCCGGUCUUCUCCUCGCCGACUACGGCGCCUCCGUUCUUCGUAUCGACCGCCCCUCAACCGCGAGUGCGGACCAGCUAACUCGACGCAAAAGCUCGAUCACCCUCGACCUCCGUGACCCCAACUCACGGAGUGUUCUGCUACGUCUCCUCACGGCAGCCGAUGUCCUGAUCGACCCCUUUCGGCCCGGCGUCCUCGAACGCCUGGGUCUUUCACCGACAGAGGUCCUGCUGAAACACAACCCGCGACUUAUCGUUGCGCGCAUGACGGGUUUCCGACGCGACGGCAAGUACAAGGACAUGGCCGGACACGACAUCAACUACAUCGCCGUGUCGGGGGUGCUGUCGAUGCUUGGACGAGCUGGAGAUAAACCCUUUGCCCCGGGUAACAUCCUCGGAGACUUUGCCGCCGGCGGCGCGAUGUGUUUCCUGGGAAUUCUGCUGGCGCUUAUUUCCCGCGCUCAUACCGGCCGCGGCCAGGUCGUCGAGGCUAAUAUGGUCGAUGGCUCCGCAUAUCUCGCGACCAUGCCACGACUUGCACUCCAGGGCUUCGCGUGGAACCAGCCCCGCGGCGAGAACCUCUUGGAUAGCGGAUGCCCCUACUAUGACACCUACGAGACCAAAGACCCAGGGAAAUAUUUUGCGGUGGGUGCCCUAGAGCCACAGUUCUAUGCGGCAUUGCUACGCGGACUGGAGUUCGACCCGGCCACUACCCCAGCGCGCGACGACCGCGGGAACUGGUCGGCUCUCCGUGAUCUCUUCACUCGUCGCUUCAAAGAAAAGACCCGUGCUGAGUGGGCGGCCAUCUUUGAUGGUACUGAUGCCUGCGCAACCCCGGUUCUGGAGCAGAGUGAGCUCGAGGCUGUGGGGUAUGACCAGCGUCCAGCGGUCCACUUGUCUCAUACACCUGCUUUCUCUUUUAAAGCGGAUGAGGGCGGUUGGACUGGUGGGGGUUUGUCACCCGGCGACGGCGGUCCCGAGACUCUCCGAGCAUGGAUGGGGUGGGAACAAGACAAGGACUUUGCUGUCCGGGAAGAUGGGGCGCUGAUGUCCCCAAAUGGAAAGUUCAAGCUAUGA